AUGUUAGUGGCCUUCCGGAGAUUGACGAAUUGUGUUGGAUGUUCCUACCCUUCAUCAUCUAGAACAUUUUGCAGUGCAGUUUUCAAUAACACCCUACGCACUGGCCUGAAGCAAAAUAUCCAGCGGCGUAAGUUGUCAUCCGUGGAAACACAACGCGCGUCCAAGAAAAUACGACAAGCCACAUGGAAAGAAUUGAAAGAAAUUUUUUCUUUGGCGGCACCGUUCAAGGGGAGGAUAAUACUGGGCCUAUCGUUUCUCGGGAUUUCCAGCACUGUUUUUCUAUUAACACCGCGCAUACUUGGCAAGCUUAUCGAUGAACACGAUGUCACGAAGAGGGGCAAAAUGGAAGAAGAUGCCACCUUGAGAUUUGCAAGGUAUUUCAAGGAAAAUCCGUUGGCGCUCGUGGCUGCAUUGGCGUUGGGUGCCGGUGCAAUACUCGCAAGAGUGUAUUGUAUGCACACAGCUGGCCAACUUAUCAUUAACAAUCUCAGAAAAGCGGUUUUCGGCUCUCUGCUCAAACAAGACAUGGCGUUUUUCGAUAGAAAUAAGGUUGGCGAGAUGGUAUCUCGUCUCUCAACUGAUGCUCUUAUUGUCGGUUAUUCAGUGUCGAUGAAUUUGAGUGAUGGUGCUCGCGCCCUAUUGACUUGCCUCGGUUCUGGAUCUUUGAUGGUCUAUACUUCACCUGCCUUAUGCAAGAUGAUGGUGAUCGUUAUACCGAUCGUCGUCGGAAUUUUCGCGGUUUUCGGUCGAUUACAACGCAAGUACACCCUCCAAAUGCAAGAUGCGGUCGCUGGUGCCAACCAAGUCGCGACUGAAAGAUUGGGUGCGGUGAGGACUGUUAGGAUGCUCGUCGCCGAAAACAAGGAGGAACGUGCUUAUGGAGCAAAGAUGCAGGACAUCUGGAAUAUCAGCAAGCGAGAAGGCCUUGCCAAGGGAAGCAUGUAUGGAACUUUUCAAUUCACUGGAUAUAUGGGGAUGUCCGCCGUGCUUUUCUAUGGCAGUGAUCUUUCAUCUUUUUGCUUGUACGCGGUUCUUUGUGCUGCAUCUAUGUCGAAUUUGAGCGGAUUUUUUACCGAAAUAAUGAAGGGGCUCGGCGCAUCUUCACGGCUCUUCGAGUUGAAAAAUGCUCAACCCGCUAUCCCUCUGCACGGGGGUGUUUUGAAGAACGGCGUCCAGCACGGAAUUCGAUUUGAGGACGUUUCUUUUGGCUAUCCAGCUCGUGAUGAACUAUUCCACGGACUUUCUUUUAUGAUCCCCGCGGGAAAGGUCACGGCCAUCGUCGGUCCUUCCGGAAGCGGGAAGAGUACAAUCGCAAAUUUGGUGUUGAGGCUGUACGACCCCUCAGUUGGUCGAAUUCUGGUUGAUGACGUAGAUCUCAAGGAUCUGGAUCCGUCACACUGGCGCCGUCAAAUAGGCACUGUUGGACAAGAGCCGGUACUGUUUUCUACAACGAUUCGGGAAAACAUCGCUUACGGUGCCGAAGAGCCGGACAAAGUUGCUGACGAACAGAUUCACAAGGCCGCGGUUGCUUCCAAUGCCAUGAAUUUCAUUUCGGAGUUUCCACAGAAGUUCGAAACUGUCCUCGGUGAAGGAGGUGGAAUGCUGAGCGGUGGCCAGAAACAACGUAUUGCGAUAGCUAGGGCUCUUUUGAAUCAUCCAAAAGUAAUGCUUCUCGAUGAGGCAACUUCGGCACUCGACGCGGGGAGUGAGCUACUCGUUCGGACGUCUUUACAGAAGCUGAUUCAGGAAAAAAAUAGAACCAUGUUGGUCAUCGCGCAUAGGCUUUCAACCAUCCGUAAAGCGGACCAAAUCGUCGUCAUUGAAAAAGGAAGUGUGGCUGAAAGUGGUACUUACGAAGAACUGAUGAAGAUCGAGAACGGCUUCUUCAAAAAACUCGUUGAGAAGCAACAUAUUGGACUUACGGAAGAAAGCUUC
Messenger RNA from Mesorhabditis spiculigera, 1935 nucleotides. Lineage: Eukaryota; Metazoa; Nematoda; Chromadorea; Rhabditida; Rhabditidae. The record is from the annotation of a GenBank genome assembly.